Messenger RNA from Amoebophrya sp. A120, 3382 nucleotides. Lineage: Eukaryota; Dinophyceae; Syndiniales; Amoebophryaceae. The record is from the annotation of a GenBank genome assembly.
GUCGGUUUCGUGCACAAACAAUUGUGGAAAAAACCUCGUUGGGCACCAGAUUCGUCCGUGUCGGUGCGUCCGCUCGGGAUUCAGAUUCAAAACUUUUCGUUCUUUGUCACGAUUGCAUUACGUCGAAACUGCUCAAUUUUAUCAACUUCAAAUUCAUCGACUGCAGGCUCUUUGACGGUACCCCCGUUUCGGAGGCAAAGGGCAAUGAUCUGCGAUUCAAUUUAACAUUUGCUAUAGCACCGUUUUAUUUUUAUUUGUUAUUUGAUUUCCCCCCUUACCGCAUCUUUUUUGUAGAGCCCGGCGUUUGGUGGUGACGUCGGGCGAUCUGAUUUUGUGUUGAAAAGCCACCACAGCGAGAAUAUCAAACCUACAGUUUAAUAAAAACAAUUCUUCCACCUUCUGCACUUUGGCUUCUCACGACCGCGCUUGCCAGCAGCAGCGGUGGCAGCAGCUACUAUGGGGAAGAAGGACGACAGGAUGCUGGAGAGCGGCAUGGGCUCCACGGCGCCGAUGGAUGGCCUCAGCCGCCAAUCCUACGCGAAACUCGGCCGGCCGGUGGCGGACAAAACGCUGUUGCAGCACAAAAGCCCGGAGGACACGGGCCCGCCCCCGGGCACGACGGCGCGCGACUUCCCGGCUAUCACCGCGAUGUGCCUCGGAUUGAUCACCUACCUUUGGUUUCUGACCAUUACCACGAACAAGCUGGGUGACGACGACUACCAGAAGCUGGGGCCAGGGAUCCUCGGCAAGUACGGCGGAGGCUGUCGCGAGCUCUCCUUCACGCUCUACUCGCAGGAGCUGGCGUACGGAUAAUUUUUUUUCUUCACAUUUUUGCUUUUUCUUUUCAUUCGCACAUCGUUGCAACUGCAGUCUACUUCCCGUAGUUCUUGCCAUAUUUAUCAUCAAGAUAGAGCGCGUGGUCUCAACAAAUAGCAUGAUAUCAAAAAGGAAAAAACUACGUUUUACAUCACAGACACGCACUGGUGGUCCCAAACACGGUGUGCUACCUGAUUGGUGGGAUGCUGUGUAUCUUUUUUGGGUUGUGGGUGGAGUUUCGGUACGAGGCGAAGGCGACGGGUAUCCUGUUCGCGCUUUGGUACGUGAUCACGAUCCUGCAGGGUAUUCUGAUCCAGAUGACCGGGGGGAGGGGCAGAAACCACCACCCCAGUUCCGGCCUGCCGUCGUUCCUGCUGCAGCUCAUGAUUUGGCUACCCUGGCAGCGAUACGCCGAGAUCCACUCCAUCUUGUACCCAAACGAGGUCGACAAGAAGGACGAGGCCGCAAAAAUAAGUGCCGAAGCAGCACAGAUGGGGGUACUUGUUUUUUCCUUAUUUCUUGACAUAAAACAUAUCUACGUCUAUCACAAGGGGGGAUCAUUUCUAUUUUUCCUAAUAUGAACAUUGCAACUGCAUAAAAACCACCGCGAAAGUAUACAACGUCUUCGCUGCUGCGCACUUGGUCCAGUUUCGUGACCUGGACCUCACUACGAAAAUGAAAAUCAGGUGACCCGUGACCUGUUGCACGAGAUGGGCCUGCCGAACGAAAAUGUGGUGACUCAGGAGAUUUACGCGCGGCGAACGAAGAUGGAGGAGUACCGACUGAAGUAUCGCGACGAGUCUUUGACCGAGCGAGAUCGCCUCCUUGCGACGUGCCCCUUCCCGGCUAUAUGGUUUUUGGGACUCACGAUUGGCAUCCCAUCCCUCGCGAUUGGAAGCGUGUUCCUGUUGCAGGACGGCAUGCUCAAAGGCUUCAACUCCGUCAUUGUCAUCGUAUAACUCGUCCUUUUCAACACACUUUUAAGUAGUUUCCCGCGUCACUGCCUUUGGUCUAAGUCAUGGUUGUAGUUUUGGUAGUUGCGACUUGCUUUUGAGCACUCGUCUGGACGGACUGUCAAGCUGGUUCUCCUUAUAUUUUUUUGCUGCAACAGUAUCAACAGCUAGAUUUUGUUUUUCCGGGAAGCUGCAUCCAAUAAAAUAAACAUUUAACAUCCUCAAAUUUAUUCGAUCGAAAAAUAAUAGGUUCUCGGACUAAUUGGCGCGGCGCUGGGUAUGGUGAUCAUGAUGAUUCCCUGGAUCCAGCAGAAAAACUUCCACCACAAGCCCUUGCGCGUGGUUCGCGCACAGGACGCACUGGAUGACGAGGACGACGACGAUUUGAAUUUUGAGAUGAUGGACCAGGGCGACGCGGAGGAGAGCGCGGACAUCGGUGGCGACUUAUGCACUGCAAAAAUGUCUGGGUCUGGAAGGUUGGAACUUGUAAUGCUAGCUGUACACUCCUGGGAAAUCUGUAUUGCAUAAGCAGCAAAAGUCGCAACCUCUUUUGUCAUGCAAAAACGUAGUUUCUCAUGCGGAUUGCGUAUGAGAAAGCGUUUUGGGAAGUUGUCACGCUGGGCUGCAUUCGGAAGUGUUUUCAUCGUGCACGUUUUAGCAUCACAAGUUGAAGUUUCCAGACCCAGACAUAUUUGCAUUUGAUACGACUGGGCCGUGUCGGACACGAUCUACCACCGGUACAACCACAACUUCAUGACCAAAAUCGUCUUCUGCACGAUCACCAUCGCCCUGGGAAUCUACAUCACCGUGAUCUCCCGGGCGAUGUUGUUUGACCGCUUCUCGCAGGCCUAGGGAGGAAGUGGUCCUGUCCCGCGACCGAUAGGUCUCUACCGACGAAGCGGCUUUAUUGCAGUGGUCGUUCUUGUGGCGAAAUACAGUAGUGGAAUUAUCGGAGGAAGAGGAAAAGGAGGUGAAAGUGCGCGGCGCUUUCGCUUUUUUAUUGUCCAGAGUGUUUGAUAAUGUUUGGCUUUGGGCUAUCAAAAAAAUCAAACCGGGACAACUAGCAACUGCACAACUUCCCCGAUUCGCAUCGCUAUCGCCGAUGGCCGUGUCUCAACAGCAUGGCUUUUCGUCUCGCGUUUCCUAUUUUUCCCGGUUUUCUCUUUAUUUGUACCUAAUUCAUUGUAUUAUUCACAGUUUUCGUCAUUUUGUACUUUCACACGGUUCUCCUGCAUAGUUAACGAGCGCGCGUCAGCGUUUUUUUCCCAAGAAGAUAGAACAGCAAUUCAUAUUAUCUCACAGUUGUUUUUGUGAAAUUUUCAAAUUAAAGUUCCUUACCUAGUACCUCCACUACCGAAAUUAACACCUACGGCCCUGCGCCGGACUGACUGCAGUUCUUGUAUCUGCUGCCUUGUCCAAAAUAUGGGGUACUGCGUGAGUUGUAAGAAAUAUUGUAAAGUGGAUCAAUCGCGGUACAGUUUCCGAAGCAAAAAAUCAUACGGGGCGCGUCUGUAUGAUUUCUGUGCCUGCUGUGUUGUACUACACAAUAAGAUAGCGUGGGACCUCCACCACCACCGCCCAUCUCUACCAGGUGUGCGGCGUUUUGAAUUGGG